UUCAUCCAGCUCUCUACACCUUGUUAUCUCAGAUUCUCCAGCAUCUGCAAUUCCUACUAUCUCUACCUAAUGUUUUGUUAUUUUUGAUUGUACCAACUCCAACCAUUAUUUUAUAAGUGUUCUAUUAUCGCAUCCUUUAUAAUAGAUUCAGGCAUCUUAACUACUACUACUACUAAUAAUAAUGUCAGGCUAAAAAGCCUGUAGUUCAACAUUUUCUCUCUCCCUCUUUUCUCCAAUUGUAGAGUUACAUCUGCUACCUUUCAAUGUGUAGGCACAAUUCCAGAAUCUGUAGAAUUAUGGAAAAUGACAACUCAUGGAUCUGCUAUCUGUACAGCUUCCUCUUUUCAAAAUUCUAGACUGUAGGUCAUCAGAUCCAGGAUAUUUAUCAGCUUUCAGUCGCAUUGUAGGAAUAUGUACCUUUUAUUAGCUCUUACUCUUCUAAGAGUAAAUACUCUUAGAAAGGAAGGUACUUCCUUCAAGUGACCACGACGAAGUAAGAUGAUAACUCACUAAUGCACAGGUAAUAAAAAGUCAGCACUUCUACAAGUUUACCGAACCCUGACUGAUUUGUUGAAAACACAAACGCUGCAUGAAAAAUCAUGAAAAUGUGAAACCUAGUAAUAGUUGUUGAAGCCAAGACUUAAAAGAUAAUAUGUCAUAGAGGCCAAAACAAAUAAACAAUUGAGAAUGAACAGAAUUUAUAACAGAUCUACACUGGAGUUGGAAAAUCAAAAAUGAUCAGCAACAACAUUGACAACAUCACCAACAACGGUGCAACAUUGACAGCAUCAGAAACAAAUGUCACAAUAUUGGCAACAUCAGGCACAAUUCCUACAACAAGUGCAGCAACCACAAUAUCCCCUGUGCAGCAUGUCACCCCAUCAAUGAGUGCAAUGAAUGCCAACUCUACAAUGUGCUACAACCUAAGUAAUGCCAUGAGUAAUCUUUUGAGUAAAGAAUGCUAAAUAAGUUAUAAUGAACUCAAGAGGUGAUUAGUUCAAUUGUAUAAGUCAUUUGUUAAUCAUCUUUAGUUAUCACAUAUCAAUAAACUGUUAAUUAUAGGGAUAAUUAUGUUGAUGUGUAGGCAUGAUAUGUAUAAAGUUGGAAGUUGUCAUGAUUCAAUGAGCAAAAGACGACUUAUGUGGAUGUUCACAUUAGGUAUAUGGAUGCAAUGUUGUAUUAAUUGUACCACCAUGUAUGUCCACCAACCACAUGGAAAAAGAUCAAUUGAAAAUGCAUUCGCUGACGCUCUAGUCAAUGUCAUUUGAGCCCCAUACAGCAAAUCUGUAUGUCGCUGUCUAGGAUAAAGAGCAUUUCUUUGGCUUCUUGUGUUGUAUUGAUCUGUUGUUAUGUUGUGUUAGAUUGCUGCAAAUACUUCAACUUUAUCUUUUGCAGUGAUGUGUUGGGCUCUUUCAUUGACCAUGGGGAUAUUUGUGGUAUCCUGCUUCAGUGAUUUGUUAAAUUUUCCUAUACUGUAGUGAAAAUGCAUACAAUUCUUUGAAGCUAUGAUGAAAAUGUUUCUUGACAGAUGUAUUGUUUGAAUGAAUAUUAUGGGAUAUUAUAAUUGCAUACGUAUUUGAUCUUUGUAGGUGCGCAGUGAAAGAUGGAUGAUGAUGAGUUUGGAGGAUUUGAGGCAGCAGAGAGCUUUGAAGAUGGUGAAAUGGGAACACAGUCAGUCUCACCAGCCAUCCCCUGGGCAGCAUUUUCUACAGGACAGGCAGUGGAACUGGCUCAAAGGUCUUCAGAUAUCCCUGAGCACCAAACUGCAAAAUCUGUUGGAAUCUGCACUGCAGAAGCUGUCUCUCUUCCAGAAGAUGAGUCUAACUACACCUUGAGAGCUGAAUCAGAGGAAAAUGCCCUUUUGGAACAAGGAACAUUAAUGGAAAAGGGCAAACAUGUUCAGCAAAUGUCCCAACCAUCAUUGAACAUUUUACCUGCAUCAACAAGCUUACCCGAGAAAAGAGAUCCACAAUCUGUGGAUGUUCUUGCAGGUCACAUGGUGGCUGUAGAAACAAACAAAGUGGAAACAUGCUACAAAGAAACAUUAGAAAAUAUCGAAGCAAAGCUUUCUACUGCAGAUGAAAAGGAGCUCAGAAUAAAAGAGGAAGUGUUUGAGAAGUAUUCAAAGUUAGAGGAACAUCUGCAAGAAGGAAAAACAGAGGAAAUUUCAUAUGAAGAUUCCUACAAUCAGCUCCAGGAUAAACACAAACAAGAGCUGGAAGACCUGAGGAAAGCUGGUCAUGAUGCCCUAAGCAUUAUCAUUGAAGAAUUUAAGGCAUUAACAAAGUCUGCUGUGCAACAGCAGCAAGAAGCAAGCAGAAAACACCUUCAAUCAGCCAUAGAGAGGCAAAUGCAGAAGUGUGAAGAAUUGCUCAACACACAGCAUGAGCGACUGCUUGACUUACUGGAGAAAGAAAAAUGUGUCUUCCAAAAUAAGAUAAAGGAAGCUUUGGAGGAACAAACAAAACAGCAUAAGGAGACACUUGAAAGAUGUAUUGCUGAAGAAAGACUACGAAGCACCGAGGCAAUGGGAGAAGUUGUAAAGGCAGAAAAGGAAAUCAUUAUGGAGGCUGUUUUGAAAGCUGUGCAAGAGGAGAGAGAAAGGAUGGAAAAGAUCCAGCUGGAAAAAAGAGAACUAUGGGAAAUUGAGCGUUGUAAGGACCAAGAAAAAUUUGAACAGUCUAUCCAAGCAGCAUUCCAAGAAGAGAGGGAAAAAAAUCAGGAGGCCAUAAGAGAAGCUGUAAACCAUGAAAGAAGAAGAGCUGAGAAAGCUGUAACAGAGGCAAUUCAUAAAGCAAGGGAGGACACGAUUAAAUACAUCAAAGAGCAAAAAAGGUGAAAAUGGAAUCCGGUAGAAAUGGAUGAAACUUCUGAAUCCAGGACCUUGGAGCCUCUACAAUUUCUCCCCGAUACACAGCAGGCAAACUCAGUUUCACUGAAGAUGAAAUAAUAUGCAGCAGCUAUAUGCUAUUUUCAACAUGAUUUAAUGUUUGUUACAUGAAAUCUUUAGACUUCCUUUGCAGUAGCAGCCAAGCAAAGAAUAGUACAUUACAUGUUAACCCAAGGAUAUUUACAAUGGGGUAUUCAGGAAUGAUAAUACUAUUGAAUGUUAAGGGAAGAUGAUUAGAUUUUCUCUUGUUGGAUGGUCAUUUGUCUGACAUUUGUGUGACACAAAUAUUAUGUGCCACUUAUCGUUUGAAGUCUGAAUGUUGUCCAGAUCUUGCUGCCUAUGAACUUGAAGUGCCUCAUUAUCGGAGAAGUUUUGAACAGAGCUGAACAUUGUGCAAUCAGUGAAAUCUUCACCUCUGACCUUAUGAUAAAAGGAAAGUCAUUGGGACUCUUGUGGUGCAGUUGUAGUUGCCCUACCUCUGAGCCAGAAAACCUGGUUUCAAGUCCAACCUGUUCCAAAGGUAUGUAAUAACAUCGCCAAACAGUUUGAUUAGAAAAUAUCUAGAAGGAAAGUUAUUGAUGAAACAACUGAAAUAGUUGGGCCAAGGGCACUACCCUGAGGAACUCCAGGAAUUGAAUGAUUGACCUCUAACCGUCACUAUCAUCUUCCUUUGUAUCAAGUGUGACUCCAACAGUGGAGAGUUUUUCUCUGUGAUUUUCAUUAACCCUCCAGUUUUGUUACGGCUCCUCAGUGUCACAAUGGGUUAAAAUCAGCUUUGAUGUCAAGGGCAUUCAGCUGGUGUUCAGCUCUUGACCAUGUUUGGACCAAGGCUAUUAUGAUGUCAGGAGCAGUGUGAAUCUGGCAAAACCUAGUGAUUGUCAGUGAGCACAUCUGUUCAGAGGGAAAAAAAACAGUUUUUAAAGUCUAUUCACAUAAUUGAAAUCACCCAUUCCUGGAGCUAUUCUGAUAAAAUUUUUGAGGGUUUACAGAAGAAAUUUAUGUGCCCAGAAUUGGACAUUUGUUAAUACUAAAGCCAAACUAGUGUUCCAUGUAGUUUCAUUUGUAUUCUACCACUAUUUAUAAAGCGAAGGAACCCAUUUGCUUCAUGAGCCGUGUUAUGACCACCUGACUUUCGUAAGACGGUAGCAUAAUAUAUAGUGUGCCUUAGGGUUUUCAGUUGUGUUAACAAUUAUUAGGGAAUAUAGUUUGGUGCAUUGCUUGCCUACUAAGCAAUAUUAAGUCAAUGUGAAUUUUGGUUUGCUUACAGUAGAAACCUUAUAUGUAUUAAAUUUUGUUGCAUGAUACA
Rhincodon typus (whale shark) is the source of this 4196-nucleotide messenger RNA. Its product is annotated as coiled-coil domain-containing protein 91. Gene Ontology annotation, biological process: Golgi to lysosome transport. The transcript has 12 exons. Gene Ontology annotation, cellular component: trans-Golgi network. NCBI's taxonomy places the organism in Eukaryota, Metazoa, Chordata, Chondrichthyes, Orectolobiformes, Rhincodontidae. The record is from RefSeq and is a predicted model, not a curated record. Bases 1604 to 2839 code for a protein of 411 amino acids.